CACACUGUUAUAUUAUAUCCUUAUUAUUUGAUUUAGAUUGUUCGAGUUAGACGUUAAAUUUUCAGUUAGAGAAAUUCGUAAUUUUGAGUUAGAUAGUUUUUGAACACAAUGGCCGAUCGCCCUAGAAGAGAGGGAGCGGGACAUAACUACAAAAGCUUAGCAGAGUAUGGGCUUCCAGUUGUAGGUGAAGUCGAAGCCGAAGUAAAACCCAAAACUCCAAGCAGCGCCCGUAGGAGGUUAGAGGCCGCACAACUGUUAGACAGAUCGUUCAACGAGGAAGACGAGAGUGAUGAAGAGCUAACACAAUUGAGAAAGUCGUUCCAAGAAGCCGGGGAGAGUUUGAAAAAGCAAAAAAGAGAAAAUGAGAAACAGCGUCUUCGGGUGGAACUUAAAAAGAAGCAGGAUGAGCUAGAGCAGGAGAAAGACAUAACCAACAAACAUGUACUGGUGUUAUCCGAUUCAAUCUGUAAACAUUUAUCUGGCAUUUCUAACAUGGACCUUCAAGCUUACAGUGGUGCUCGUAUUUCCACUAUUAAGAAGAAACUGGAUCAAGGUGAAAUAAACUUGAGUAACUAUUCAUACUGUCUUAUUCAUGUUGGAACUAACGAUGUUAGAGACUUUUCUGUAGAUCGAAUCAUUGCUGAUUUUAGAGAGUUAUUUGUAAAAUUUAAAUCUUUGUCUCCGCAUAUCAAGCUUUAUAUAUCUUCUAUUUUACCAAGACCUGUAGAUUUUGAUUUAACUGGUUUUAAAUGUGCUAAUAUUAAUAAGCAAUUACUUUCUGUAUGUUCUAAAUAUAACAUUAUUUUUAUAAAAUCAUAUAAAAGGUUUCUUGUAAGAGGGCGUCCUAUUAGGUCUCUUUUUGCCUUUAAGGACGGAGGGUUGCAUCUUAAUGAAGCUGGUCUAUACGAGCUUCGCAGAUGCUUUCAACAUGUUAUCAGUCAUAUAUAAUUUGUAUUAUGUAUUUUUUGUUGUAUGAUAAUCACCUUAUGGUUUGUUUGUAUGCUUUGUAUAUUGAUAGGAGGUCAUCGAUGUUAAUCUUAUAAGGGAGCAAUUUAUCCCUUAGGAUUUUGAUCUUACAAAGAAGUGUACUAUUCUUUGGGAUCAUAAGCUUACUUGAAGUUAGUGCACUUACAGGGGAGUCCGUCAUAUUCUCUGAGUGUGUCGUAUAAAGGAAGUUUCUUAUUCCUUUUUAUUCAACUGAAACUUACAAGGAAGUGUUUCAUUCCUUGGGUUUCAAUUCUUCUAUUUGCGUGUGUGUGUAAUUUGUGU
Mytilus trossulus (common blue mussel) is the source of this 1269-nucleotide messenger RNA. RefSeq lists its product as uncharacterized. The transcript is spliced from 2 exons. The coding region runs from base 109 to 948 and encodes 279 amino acids. The record is from RefSeq and is a predicted model, not a curated record. Lineage: Eukaryota; Metazoa; Mollusca; Bivalvia; Mytilida; Mytilidae.